AUGCGAAACAUAUGCAAGAAUCUUCUUCAACCGUAUUUCGGUGUAAAUGGACCAUCCUUUAGAAUGUUUAUGCAAAGCAGUUUGCAGCUUCUUGUGUCAUGCUAUCACCCCCUUCGACGCAUUGAAUACUAUCAGUACGCUGAUAUUCUAAUAUAUCCGAGAUUCAAUUUUGUAUUUUGUAAAGGAAAUUGUCAAUGGAUGGUAAUGUUGCCAUAUAUAGAGAUAUGUGAUAGGAAAGUUGAAGGACAUGAAAUGAUACAAAUUUAUAUUUCAUAUUCUAAAGUAGUACCAAUAACAGCGUCACAUUUCAUUUCAUCCUCAGUUUUUGGCUUCUCGCAUUUACACAUAAUCUCAUCUCAUUCUAACUAUACAUGGAUAGAGUAUGCUUAA
Loa loa (African eye worm) is the source of this 390-nucleotide messenger RNA. RefSeq lists its product as hypothetical. The record is from RefSeq and is a predicted model, not a curated record. Lineage: Eukaryota; Metazoa; Nematoda; Chromadorea; Rhabditida; Onchocercidae. The transcript has 2 exons. Bases 1 to 390 code for a protein of 129 amino acids.